AUGGUGAGCCGCUUGGUACUCGCAUGCCAGUACGGCAUGACGCUGUACUUCACGUGGCAUUACUGCAAGACUCGCGCGCCAUUGUUGAUCAUUUUGUUCUCGCUGCUGGCCGCUGCAGCUGUUUUCUUGGUGGGUAUCAACGUGGUCGUGGCCGCGGUUUGGCCGGCGCUCUCGCUUGAGAAGACCCAUCUCGUGGAGAGAAUGACCUGCUUGACUUUGAUUAUCCAUGAUCGGGAAGCUGGACCGCGGUUCUUCCCCCAGGACAUUGGAAUUCUCAUAUCAUCCGUGCUGAUUAUUUACCUGACUUACCAACUGUACUUCGACAACAUCAGCAGCGUCGAGGCACUGGGUCCGAUCGGCCAGCACCUGUGGGCUAUGCUCCACUUCCCCUUCCACGUCUGCCUCUGUCUCAUGAUGGAAGGGAUCAACCAAAUCUUCAUCUGGGCAUACCUCUGGGCCGGGAUCAGCCAGCUUUUCAAUCCCCUGAUGAGCGGGAUCAACAGCAAUACCCCGGUCGACGAACUCAGGGAUAUGCUGGGGGAGGCGUUGGACGACGUCCUGAACCGCUUCACCACCUACAUGGAUCAAUUUUACACCAUCGAAAGCGCCUACAACGCGACCAUCGCGCUGCCCCCUAACGCGACGGGGACGGAGUUCAUCGAGAAGGCGUGGCCGGCCAUCAUGGAGACGGUGACCAUCAUCGUGCACAACUUCGGGUGGAAGAUCCCCAAGGAAGUGGCGGCCAAAGCGAAUCUCACGUUCCAAGAGGUGACAGACGCGGUCAUGAAGGUCUUUGAUCUUACUUUUGGAUACUUCUGCAUCUGCACGGGUCUCUUCCUGAUCUUCACCACGGUCUUCGCAAUCCUAUCGCUUCCCCGUGAUCCUCAUCAUUUCCGCAUGCGCCGCGUCAGCACGGGGACCAUCGCGCUCGUGGGGCUGGGCCUGGCGCUGCUCAGUCUCAUGAACAUCUCCGGAAAGAGCCAGGCAGUAGGCCAAUCGCCGUGGGUACUUCCAGCGCUGGCGCUGAUUAUGCUCUUCUUGCUCGCGUUGCAUCAUUUUGCCCAAGGAGGCUAUAUCGCUUCUAUACGGCACCACUGAC
Molecule: messenger RNA, 1099 nt
Organism: Aspergillus fijiensis CBS 313.89
Lineage: Eukaryota; Fungi; Ascomycota; Eurotiomycetes; Eurotiales; Aspergillaceae
Exons: 6
Coding region: 1-1098 (365 amino acids)
Source: RefSeq, a predicted model, not a curated record